GUGUGUGUGUUCUCUAUAUUAGUCCCAGCAGUGUUAGCUCCUGUAGAGUUACCAUUAGAGUAAUAUUUCCUCUCUGCCUGCCCAGUAAUAAUACUGAUCCACACUGUCACAAGAUCGUUAGAACUGAAGACACGGUCUAAACUGCAGCCUCCAACACGAUCUGAUAUGUUGCGUAGGUGGUCUCCGCGACGCGAAAGAGAGAUGUGGGGUUUGAGGCGAUCAUACAUACAAAACCAAAGAAGAACAUAUAAGAAAGUGUUUCUAAAAUGAAAUUAUGUUCUGUGCGAUGGUCCUUGUCGUUAUUUUUGGUUUCCAGGGUGAAAAUGGCAAAAGGCUCAACUGACCGAAUGGCUCUGCGUCAUCGGAGCGCAUCCAAUAGCGAACACGCCUCUUGUCGUGCCAAAUAUAAACGCUGCUGUCCUCCGACAUGCAUACGGACGCUCAACCCGUUUUAAUCCGGUGGAUGAACAAGUUACAGUCAGCAGAUGUCCACUGAGUUCGAACAAUCUGACUUUGGGUCCAUGUCUUCACACUCAGAGGCAUAAUGGAUUUAAACUCCACGCACUCUGCAGUGCGCGACUUGGCGCAGAGGUUGUUUGGGAAUAACUCUCUGUUGUCAUUUGAUAACGACACCGUUGCUUCCAAAACAGAGGAGGAAGAUUUGGAAGUGAACACGGACGUUUACUCCAGGGUGAUAGUCACUGUCAUCUACGUGGCUCUGUUCGCUGCGGGCUCGCUGGGGAACGCCAUCACCCUGUACACCCUGCUGACCAAAAAGACCCUCCAGAACCUGCAGAGCACCGUGCACUACCACCUGGCCAGCCUCGCCGUCUCCGACCUGCUCAUUCUCGUGCUCUCCAUGCCCAUCGAGCUCUACAACUUCAUCUGGUUCCACCACCCGUGGGUGUUUGGGGAUGCGUUGUGCAGGGGUUACUACUUCCUCCGGGACAGCUGCUCCUACGCCACCGCGCUCAACAUCGCCAGCCUGAGCGUGGAGCGCUACAUGGCCAUCUGCCACCCGUUCAAAGCCAAGAGCAUCAUGUCCCGCAGCCGCACCAAGAAACUCAUCAGCGCCAUGUGGAUCGCGUCCUUCGCUCUCGCCACGCCGAUGCUCUUCGUCAUGGGCCAGAAGAUGCGUAAUGGCGAGAAGAUAUGCACCUCUAUCGUCGCCCCUGUCACCAUUAAGGCUGUGCUCCAGGUAAAUGCAUUUCUGUCCUUUGUGGUACCCAUGGUGGCCAUCUCUGCACUGAAUGGGGUCAUAGCCAAUCAGCUGCUGCGAAUGUUCCGUGAGGCAGAGCAAGACAACCGUGUGUGCAUCAUUGGGGGAAAUCCCACCACUUUGAAUGUGACCAUGGAGCCCAACCGCGCUCAGUCUCUUCGCCAUGGAGUUCUUGUUCUUAGAGUGGUGGUCAUAGCCUUUGUGGUCUGCUGGCUGCCCUAUCACGCUCGGCGCCUCAUGUUUUGCUACAUCUCUGACUGGUCUGAUAACUUGUAUGACUUCUACCACUAUUUCUACAUGCUGACGAACGUCCUGUUCUACGUUAGCUCGGCCAUCAAUCCAAUCCUCUACAACCUGGUGUCAGCCACCUACCGCCAGAUCUUCUUCUCCACGCUACGCUACUUCUGCAUGCCCUGCCAUCAUACACCCAGGAGGCAUCCCCACCCCCUGACCCGCCACUCCAUCAGCAUCUCCAGCAACCACACGCUCUCCACCAACAUCAUCAAAGAGACAGCGUACUGAUGGACUGCUAUGAAUUACACUCUCUCAUACUAUUAAGCUACCACCUUGUGAAUACCAGCCCAACUUUGUCAAGGGAACUCUGAUAGCAGUUACAUCAUCAUCAUUUCCAAAUGCACAUUUUAUGAUGUGAUAUUGUGUGAUAUGUCUUGAUUCACUACAUAUGUGUUUGUGAAAUAAAAAAACUAAAGAUGAAAAAAGGAGGAAUGAUGGGCAUAAACAGAUUAAAAUGUUAACUGAAAUUUAAA
Messenger RNA from Acanthopagrus latus (yellowfin seabream), 1986 nucleotides. It is a transcript of the gene ntsr1, whose product is annotated as neurotensin receptor 1 (high affinity). The transcript is spliced from 4 exons. Gene Ontology annotation, molecular function: G protein-coupled neurotensin receptor activity. Gene Ontology annotation, biological process: neuropeptide signaling pathway. The record is from RefSeq and is a predicted model, not a curated record. Lineage: Eukaryota; Metazoa; Chordata; Actinopteri; Spariformes; Sparidae. The coding region runs from base 545 to 1741 and encodes 398 amino acids. Gene Ontology annotation, cellular component: plasma membrane.